Molecule: messenger RNA, 374 nt
Organism: Schistosoma mattheei
Lineage: Eukaryota; Metazoa; Platyhelminthes; Trematoda; Strigeidida; Schistosomatidae
Source: the annotation of a GenBank genome assembly
UUUUGUCUGGUUAACUUUUGGAAAUCAUUAGCCUGAAGCUCGAUGUGUCUUUGAAUUUAACAAAUCAGAAUGUGUAGAAAAAAUUUAGUAUCUCCAAUGAAUACAACUUACGAGUUCGAAUUGACCGAUGUUAACAUUCCUGAAUGCUAUUUAUCUCGGAAUCCCGAAUGGAUAAUAGAUUAUCAAAAGGCUAAAAGUGAUUCGGAAGCAAUUCUACAGAAUUAUUUCAAGAAACGUAUGGAAUACAGUAACAAACCUGAUGAUGACGGUUGGAUCACGGUCAGAAAAGGAAUGAGACUUUAAUUCGGACUAUAUUUUACUUCUGCUUCUGUAAAUUUGGUUCAAAUUUGUACAAUAAAUAGUAUUUCAUCAUG